Messenger RNA from Strongylocentrotus purpuratus (purple sea urchin), 2658 nucleotides. RefSeq lists its product as uncharacterized. Gene Ontology annotation, cellular component: membrane. NCBI's taxonomy places the organism in Eukaryota, Metazoa, Echinodermata, Echinoidea, Camarodonta, Strongylocentrotidae. Bases 1 to 2658 code for a protein of 885 amino acids. The transcript has 3 exons. Gene Ontology annotation, molecular function: hexosyltransferase activity. The record is from RefSeq and is a predicted model, not a curated record.
AUGGCAUUGAUGAAUCGUUCCAACCGGAAGAUAUUGGUCAAACUGAUUGGGGUAGGAAUAGUUGUCAUCCUUCUCAUCAUACUAAUCGAAACAUUCGAAAGAGACCACAAGACUGUUGCGAAUUUUCAAGGUUCUGGAGGAGUGGUUGGAUUCUUGCACAGGAUGACAUGGAUAACGCCUCCGAAUAAAGAACGAGUUGAUAAGGCAAAGGCUUUGAGCUAUAAGGGCAGACACAGGAAGUAUUUUUCUGAAGCACUUGUAGAUCUGUUUGGGUUUUCUAGUGAAUGCCAUCUACGUGACGCUGAUGGUACUAAAAAGGGUCUGCGUUCAACAAGCGUUAUUAUUCUUCUGCAUUCUUCCCCAUCGAGAGUGGCACUCCGGGGUAAAAUACGAGAGACAUGGGCUAGCCCUGAGGAAUGUCGGAAACAUGGUGUUCUUGUAAGAUUUGUAAUGGGUGGGCCAGCCAGUCAGGACGAGGUAGAACUGCUUAAGGAAGAGUCAGCUAAACACGGCGAUGUUUUGGUCGGGAAUUUCACUGAUACUGUCCGAGCAACCACCAUGAAAUCUCUACUUGGGCUUCGAUGGACUAUCGUAUUUUGUUCUCGAAUCGAUUACGUAAUCGAGGCCAGCGACAAAACAUUCAUGUGGUUGGACAAACUGCCGAAGCUGCUACGGACCUUUAAAAAGGAAAAGAACUCAAAGUUUAUUCUUGGGGCCCGAUCCAACUCUUCCAGAGUUGUUCAUGAAGCCUCGAGCGAGUUCUACGUCGGGAAUGCCGUAUUGAAUCGUGAAUUUUACCCAGUUUACUGCUCCCUGCAAGGAGGUAUUAUCAUGCCUUUUGCCCUGGCGGUAAAACACUACAAAUACACUUGGUCAACACCAGCAUUGGUGCCUUUUGCUGAUGCCCUGAUUGGACUUAGUGCUGAGGCGUAUGGCUGGAAGGUAAAACAUAGCCACGCUUUCUCUCUGGAACAUAUAGGACCGAAUGAUGCUUGUCCCUUGAGUUCUCGAUUCACAGCAAUAUCCCCUAUCUUUUAUAACAUUCCUACAAUCUGGCAACAGCUACAUGAUAGGAUGUACAUGAAGGAGUGUGAUAACCCAGAUCUGGAUGUAAUCUACGCGGGAAAAGUUGCAGAUAAUGCCAGGUAUUUCAAAACGGUCUUGAAAACUGUUAGAGAAAGUUCCGAGGUCAGCUGUGUGGAGCAAGAUUUGUUCAUGAUAGUGCUUAUCUCAUCCCAUCCAGCACGUAAACAUUCCCGGGACACUAUACGUGGAACCUGGGCCAACAAGGACUUCUUGGGUUCUCUCUCAAAGAAGGUCAAGGUGUUCUUUCUCAUUGGACAACCCGAUCCAUUGAAUCCUGCGCUAAGAUUAACCUUGGACGAAGAGCACGAUGAGAACCGUGAUCUCCUAGAGGGGAAUUUCCUCGACACGUUCAAGAACCUCACCUUGAAACACAUGUUCGGUUUGACCUGGACGGCAGAUCACUGCAGCAAUGCAAAGUAUUUCUUGAAGGGUGAUGACGAUGUCUUUGCAAAUCUGGAAAACAUCAUCAACCUCCUGCAGGAGAUGAACAGCCAUGGCAGGGGUCUUCGUGAACUGUACCUAGGAGAUGGAGGAAGGGAAUACCGCAACAGGGAUCAGAAUAGCAAAUACCAUGUGUCGUCUGAAGAAUACAGCGGCAGGGUCUUCCCGCAAUACUGCGUGGGUGGAGGCUACGUGCUUUCCAUGGACCUGGUAGUCCGCGUUCUGCAGGAAGCACUGCGGACACCAAUGCUGUCUUCAAGGGAUGAUGUCUUCGUUGGUAUCCUUAUGAAGAAGAUACAGGUGCCUCUAGUCUACAAUGAAGGUAUGGCGGCUCAUGAAGGUAUUGCCGAUGAUCUUCUCUCCAAGCUGGCUGAAGACAUCGAGACGGGUGAGCAGAUGGAGGCCUUAGGUCGAACGCUCGGAUUCAAGGUCGCAGACAUCAAUAGAUACACAGAGACCAAUAGGAUAGAAGGACGGGUGACUUGUAAGGGAACACGUGACAUGUUGUUUGACUGGAGACAGACCGUCGUGCCUUGCGACCAGCAUAUCAGACUGAAACAAGCUCUCAUUGACGCUGAGCUGGUCAUGCUUGCUGAUACAUAUCUCAAGAGGACACCAAUUAUUCAAGAUAUCUACAGUGAGAAGAUCUCGGAAUCCUUGACUGUUCAGCAAUGUCGCAAAAAGUUGGAGAACAAGUAUCAAGAUCAACUGUGCAAAAUUCAAAUGAAGCCAUGGGAUCGCAAUGACUAUGCUGAGUUCGAAGAUAUGCACACGGUUGUCACAAUGGUGAAGAAGGACGGUCGUGGAAAUGACACGAAAAAGAAGGAAAUACUCCAGAAUUCUGUUGCUGAAAUAUUUUCAACGAAAGUAAACGGCAAACUGCCAGCUCGAAUCCUCAUUUCGGCCCCGGCUGGACGAGGGAAGACCACGGCUGUUGCGAAGAUGGCUUAUGACUGGGUUCAUAGAGAAAAGGGGUCAGCAUUAGAACACCUGCCACUGUUGUUUGUUGUGAAAUUCCGAAACACAAGUCAGCUUACAUCGAUCGGAGAAGCCAUCAAAUCACAGCUUUUGAGUGAUGUUCAUGAUCUCACGCCAGAGGGUCUGGAGAGUUUCAUCAGAAAGAACCAGUAG